Syngnathus acus (greater pipefish) is the source of this 4210-nucleotide messenger RNA. It is a transcript of the gene setd5, whose product is annotated as SET domain containing 5. Gene Ontology annotation, molecular function: protein binding. Bases 681 to 4100 code for a protein of 1139 amino acids. The transcript is spliced from 21 exons. NCBI's taxonomy places the organism in Eukaryota, Metazoa, Chordata, Actinopteri, Syngnathiformes, Syngnathidae. The record is from RefSeq and is a predicted model, not a curated record.
CGUGGCUGCCUGCCUGCCGCCUGCCUGCCUGCCUGCCGCCUGCCUGCCUGCCUGCCUGCCUGCCUGCCUGCCUGCCGUGGAUGCCGGCGAGCAGGGGGGGGCGGUCUUCUCAAAUGCGAAGAGCCGAGGCCGAAUAAGAGCCCAAUAACAUAGACAGGAGUACCUCAAUAAAAUGAGUAAUUGCAGAUAGGCUGCACUUUUAAAUAAAUUCAUUCGUUCGCCUGGAAUUGAUCGGAUUCACCCCACGAAUGCAGUGCAUUUGUAAGGAGCUAAGGAUUUCACUUUCUUUUUUUUUGUGGGAGACGUGGAGAAGUUUGUUUCCGUCCGCUGCAGAGCGAUACUUUGGAAGGCAUAGGGAGACAGGAGACACCGCGGCCGACGGACGGGCCUACUGCUAUGAUUGGAUUUGAUGUUGGGCUACUCCAAGGAAUUUGCCUCGUUUGUGCAACUUUAUCAUGCAUCUUUAGGUCCCCCACCCCCCCCCCCAUGAGUGUCAGCCGAGGGCUACGGCUCAGCGGCGGCUCCUCGACACUGGAGUGGUUGCUCACUGUAGUCGGAGCCCUUUAAUUUGUCCUUCCCCUCCCAACUCCAUCCUGUGCUGCUAGCCCUCGCUGUAGCCCGCCCUCCCCUUCCUCCCCCCUUCCCCAACCACCCGAGUGUCGCUGUGCCGGACGGACGUCAUGAGCAUAGUAAUCACUCUAGGAGUCACCACACCUGAAACGUCUUACACAGAAAUGGCUGCUGGAUUCGACCCUGAAUCUGUUGAAGCAAGCCCCGCCGUGAAUGAGAAAAACUUCAACAACCACACUUGUGGAAGUGCACAAAGUCAUGGGUGUUGCGGACUACCGUAUGCUACCUCCGGUGCUGACUGGCAGCGCGACGCCACCGCAUCUCCUGCGACGGCUGCGUGGACGGAGGGAGAUUCUUGGCUCCACGGACGGCUGACACGGCCAGGAGGUCCAGCGAACAAGGAUCACAACUAUGGUGCCCCCCCUCCUCCCACACCGCCCGCUUCCCCGCUCUCUCAAACCACGGUCGGGCGAACGGAUCUCAACGGCGCCGUCCGCGGUUCCCGUUCUAGCCAAACGACGGAGGACAACUCGGCAGACAGCGACAGCUCCUCGGAGGAGGACGGGGCGUCGGCCGACUGGUGUCACUGCGCUCUCAUGUCGGAUGGCUUGUUUAUUAAAUGUGACCACUGCAGGGGACUUGAUGGGAGGAAAGCAACGGAUGGCCAGCACAGGAAAACGGAAAUGGUCUCAGCCGCAGAAAGCAGUGCCACCGAAAGCGGCGAUGAAGAAGUCUCCCCUUCCACCGUCUCUUACACUGCCACCCAGCAUACACCCACCAGCAUCAAACUGACUGUCAACAGGGUCAAAAGAAGUAAAUCCAAAAAGAGGAAAAAGAGCGCAGAAAAAGCCAGUGCCACACCAAAGGGCAAGAAAGUCAAAGCUUUUCGGGAGGGUUCUCGCAAGUCUAUGAGGAUGAAGAACUCCACCACGGAGGCCAGCGCGCUGGACGGGAUCACGGCCGAGGGAUGGGAGAGUAGAAUCCGCAAGUGGACGGAGCAAUACGAGGAGGCUUUAGCCAACCAGUACAGCGCCGACGUCCAAACGCUGCUCCGGCUUCGCCGCGCCGUCGGAAGCGCAGAAAGCGGACCCGUCGGUCUUCCGUCCGUCGCCGCCGCCGAUACCAUCGACCGCACCCAGCUGGCCUGUAAUCACACUGUGCUGGGCUCACAGAUGCAGCUGCAGUUGGGACGUGUAACGCGUGUGCAGAAACACAGGAAGAUCCUUCGUGCCGCCAAGAACCUCGACCCUGACGUCCUUAUUAUCGAGUAUCGGGGGAAGGUCAUGCUCAAGCAACAGUUUGAGGUCAAUGGGCAAUUUUUUACAAAGCCCUACCCUUUUGUACUGUUUUACUCCAAAUUCAAUGGCGUGGAGAUGUGUGUGGAUGCAAGGACCUUUGGAAAUGAUGCCCGCUUCAUUCGAAGGUCCUGCGCACCCAACGCCGAGGUGCGUCACGUGAUUGCCGGGGGUAUGAUCCAUCUGUGUAUCUAUGCCAUCGGUCCGAUUGCAAAAGAUGCCGAAGUCACCAUCGGAUUUGAUUACGAGUUCAACAGCUGCAAUUACAAAGUGGACUGUGCUUGCCAUAAGGGAAACCAGAAUUGCCCUGUGCAGAAACAUAACGUGAGCCCCGGGGAGAGCUUAGCGACGGUAGCGCCGCCCUCUCCUUUGCUCGGUGCUGAGACACGGCAGAGAAAGGCCCGCAGAAGAGAACUCCAGGUUUUCCCCAUUAGCGACCACCACCACCACCACCAAGAGGCCAAAGAAGUGCAAAGAAACAGCGAUGCGGAGGGACUGUUGGAUGAAAUGAAGAUGCAAGAGGCUGAGGAAGGAGAGGUGGAUGAAAAUGGAAUUGUCAUCGGCAAUAAAAAAACCGUGAACACUCUGGAAAAGAGACGAAGGAAGACGGGAGCAGAUGUAAAGGAAGAUGGUGUGGAAACAGAAGAGGGAACGACGAGAGCCGCCCCCGUCGCCCAGAACGCAGGAGUGGGCGUUAGCACGCGUCGCGCUACCUAUGUCACAGAAACGAUUGAAGGGAAAUGCUCCUUACCAAAUCUGCCCGCUCCCGUCGCCCCUCCUAAACCGGCACGCUCCGCCAAACCACGUCCCAAAAGCCGAAUGUCUCGGUACCGCUCCAGCUCGACCCAACGUGCCAGGCGGCAACGGCAAGCGCUAGCCCAGCAGGCCGCCGCCGCCGCCGUAGCAGCUCCUUUGCCCGAGCAAAAUGCCGCUCUAGACGAGGACGCUUUUCACGGCCCGUAUGGUUUGGAGUUGGGCCAAAGGGAGAGCGGCGGGAUGGCCGCCGGACAACUCUUAGAUGAAGAUGGCCAGGCUCUUAACUGCAUCAACAGAGGCAAUUUACGCUACCCCAAGACCAAAAAGUACCUGGUGACGGAAUGGUUGAAUGAAAAGAUUCCUGGAGGGGAGAAGAUCCAGCAAGAAGUGACCGUUGAGCGGCCGCUGCGGAUAACCACGGAUCCGACCGUGCUGGCCACCACCCUCAACAUGUUGCCGGGCCUCGCCCACUCUGUCAUCUGCACCGCGCCCAGACACUACAUUCGCUUUGGCUCCCCUUUUAAUCCCGAGAGACGCCGGCCCCGUCCGCUUCAGUUGGACGGCACCUACGGCUGCUUUAAAAAGAGAUGGAUCAAGCAGGUGGAGGACGAGAGCUGUUUAGCCAGCGUGGCGGACGGCACCGAGUCCACCUCCUCCCAACAAAGCACCAGCGGCAGAUCCACCCCCAAUCCCUUUUCCAGCGAAUCCAAUGCACCUUUGAAGAAGCGCCACGCCAAGUACACGACGGAGACGUCGCAGCUAUCCUCUGAGCUUCGCCCGCUGUCGCCCAUCACGCCGCCCCUUCCUGAGGACGAUGCGCUACUUGCGCAUCUUCGCCACCCCUACGGCUCCUCGUUAUCCAACGGCCUGGCGUACUCGCCGAUGACCUCGCUUUCCGUCAGCCGCUGCAACACACCGCUCCAAUUUGAAAAUAUCUCGUCCCCCGAGGCAUCGCCUGUCGACCGGCCAGAGUCCGUCUCUCCGGAGACCGACUCGGAUAACCCUCGGACGCAGCUCCCGGAUCUUUCGCUGUGCUCUCACUCGGCUGGAGCCGCCGAAGAUUUUUUCCUUCCCGGAGCUUCUUUGAGAACCGAUUGCCCAGAUCGAAUGAGUUCCUUCAAGCCGGUGUCGAGUUCGACGUCAGAGCGAACCCUCCUAUCUCGGAAACAGGCUUUCAGGACAGAGUUCAACCUCAUCUACACUUGCUCCCCCCUCAAUGCAAACUUGGGAAACACUGUGGCCGCUGACGAACGCUUCUCUCUAUCUGAAGGAGGCUUCUCCCCUGGAGAGUCAUUACAUAAUUCCUUGAGUGGCCACGGGCUAUUUGGGGACGCAGGUUCUGACUGUACGUCGCCGCCGUACAGUGAACUUCAUUAUGGCGGCGGUGGCGGCGGCUACCCGGAGAGUAGUACGUCUCCUCACAGCCACAACCCACCGCAAAAAAAGAAGGCAAGUUCACAACAUUCUUCUGCUUUAUGAAUUUAGUUUCACUUUUGAAGGAAAAUGGGACUUUGUAACAAGCAGUAGGUAGGCCGUCUGUCAGAAAAUGGUGCAAAUAUGACGAUUAAAGACACUGUAGCUUUUACCCU